Messenger RNA from Myxocyprinus asiaticus (Chinese sucker), 4526 nucleotides. Its product is annotated as myelin-associated glycoprotein-like. The record is from RefSeq and is a predicted model, not a curated record. The transcript has 12 exons. NCBI's taxonomy places the organism in Eukaryota, Metazoa, Chordata, Actinopteri, Cypriniformes, Catostomidae. The coding region runs from base 589 to 2550 and encodes 653 amino acids.
AGUUUUUUGUGAGGGUUAAGUUAAGGGGUAGGUUUUGGGUUAGGGGAUAGAAUCUAUAGUUCGUACAGUAUAAAAAUCAUUAUGUCGAUGGAGAGUCCUCAUGAGGAUAGCUGCACUAACAUGCAGUGUGUGUGUGUGUGUGUGUGUGUGUGUGUGUGUGUGUGUGUGUGUGUGUGUGUGUGUGUGGUGAACUUCACAUCAAAUGGAGCACGCUGAAUAAAGCCCAUAAAUAAAGUCAACAGAGGCAACUGGGUGAUGCUGUCUGACCGCGGAUGAUGUGUCAUAUCAUUGAACAGUGCUGCCUGUACUGAAUGUGUGCCAUAGACGCAAGGGCUGACGUCAAACACUCAUAAUGAGCAAUUCUCCUCUCCCACACACUGCAGCCCUGUACGGCGUGUACGAGUGCACAAAUCAGAGGGAAAGCUGAUUUGAUGUGCUGUAAGAGAGCGCCACCUUGUUUGUGAGGGAAGAACAGCAGCGGCUAGUACACCGUUAGUGAGGUAGAGGGGAAUAACAAACAGUUGGUUGCGGUCCAGAACUCUCUGCCAGCAGUUCAAGAGAUCUACGGUCCAGAGCUAAACUGAGACCAUGAAGGGCUUGGAGAUGCUGCUGUUGCCUCUGCUGCUUUUUCUCAAAGAUGUAAGUGCUCAGUGGAAUGUGUGGAUGCCCAGAGACAUUUCAGCCAUGACAAACUCCUGUGUAGUUAUACCCUGUUCAUUCACAUACCCCUCUGGCAUCAGGCCUUACAGGGGAGUUCACGGGAUCUGGUACUUUGGCCAACCCUACCCCCAACUUUUCCCUCCGGUGGUUUUUAAAUCCCGUACAGAUAUUGUUCACGAAAGUUACAAGGGACGAACCAAGCUAUUGGGUGACCUGACGCAGAAAAAUUGCACACUAUUGAUAAAUAAUAUUGGCGUUGAACAUUCUGGGAAGUACUACUUUCGGGCAGACUUGGGUGGAGCAAACAUCUACACAUAUCCUGACUCCACAAAACUGCAGGUGUUAGAUCAGCCCAACAUUGAUGUUCCAGAGGUGAUAAUCAGUGACCAGAGCCUGGAUUUGACUUGCUAUGUCCCAGACAACUGUCCAGACAUGAGUCCAGAGAUCCACUGGAUGUACACAGACUACCUACCUGAACCCAUUUUCACCCCUGAUAGUGUUGAAGAAAGCAACACUGCUGUAUUGUCAAGUACUCUCACCUUUACACCCAAACCCAUGCACAAUGGCCAGCUGCUGGGCUGCCGGGUCCACUACCCAAACACCACCUUUGUCUAUGAACGCCUCAUUUCUCUGGAUAUCAAGUAUGGCCCUAGAACUGUGUGGGUGAAUGUGUCUCAAGAAGUAAUGGAGGGAAGCUCAGUGGUCUUGCACUGUGAUGUAGACAGUAAUCCAGUUCCCACGAUUACCUGGUUGUAUGGAGAUAAAGAGCUGAUGUCGGAGACGGCCUCAAAUGCUUCGCUGCCCCUAGAGAACCUCACCCCAGAACAGGAAGGUGUCUAUACCUGCGUUGGUGACAAUGGCUAUGGAAGCAUGAACACUUCAAUGUAUUUGGCAGUAAAUUAUCCCCCACGGGAACCGUGGCUCAAUGAAUCGCUGACAGUAUUGGAGGGUUCUUCAUUUGCUCUCCAGUGCAUAAGUAAAGGUAACCCAAUGCCAACACUGACCUGGCUGAAGGAUGGGGAGUUGGUGGGCACCAUCACAGCAGAGGAGGGGUCUGUGCUGGAGCUGCAUGAGAUCACGCCACAGGCCGACGGAGUUUACCGCUGCCUAGCUGAGAACGAACAUGGCCGAGCCAGCAGCUCACUUAACGUUACCGUAGAAUUUGCUCCAGUCCUUCUGGAUGACUCAAAGUGCACUAUAGUUCGGGAGGGUGUUCAAUGUGUAUGCAUUGCCUCUGGAAACCCUGAGCCUGUGAUUGAAUUCUACCUGCCUGACCUCAAUAUUACUAUCAACCGGACCAAUAACCGCUUCAGCUACUACACGCACACAGAUGGGUACACAUCCACGGGCAUGAUCAAGCUCCGCGACAAGGGUGAAAGGGGAAACAACGGGGAUACAGAUGUCCAUGUGCACUGUAGCAUCAGCAACAUGUACGGCUCAGAGACAUUCCGCUUGGAACUGCAGCAGGAGAAAAAGUACAUGAUGGCUGUGAUUGUGGGGACUAUUGGAGGUGUAGCAGUCAUCGCCUUUAUCAUCGCAGCUGUGAGAUACGUCAGUCAGAACAAUAAAAAAGAGAAUGGUAACCCUGGGCAGGACGUGGGAUCUAAAGUGGAGAAUCCCUCAAUGUUCUACAGCACAGUCAAGAAGGACAAACAGAGUCUCAGGAAAAAAGUGCUUAAGACUGAGCUCCUGGGCUCAAAGUUUAACUCCAUCCUAGAGGAAGGCACGGGAGACAACAGUGAUUACCAAUCUGUUGGCUCAGUGGGAGUCAUGGAGAGGCAAGAGCUGAAUUACACUGCUCUAGAAUUUCUCCAAGGACGACACCGGGAGGGGGCCUUCAGGAGGGCUGAUGGUGUAGGCAGUGACUAUACUGAAGUUAAAGCCAAAUGAACCGCGAUUCUUCCCUGAUGCCUCGGCCAAACGGGACACGGUGGCCACUAGGGUCCAUUCAUUCCUCCUUCCCCAAUAAUUUACUAUUUCACCCACAUUAAUGUAGACUUGUUGAGUUAUCUCAUUGGAACACACUGCUAAAAAGACUAGCUUAGACCAGCAUUAAUUUUAUGCUGCUUUAUGCUGAUUUGAAACUGGUCUAGAUAUGCUAUUCACAGCAAAAAAUGCUGGUCAACCAGCAUGGUCUUUCUGGCGUAGCUUGUUGACCAAGGGAGGUGUGCUGGUUAAUCUAGUUAAGAGGCCUGGCAGGCACACCACAUAACAGCAUCCAAAACACAACAUAUGCCGGUCUUUUCAACAGGACAACCACAGACAUGUUUUAAAUAUACAUUUAUGCACACACUUUAUAUCCAUUCUUGACUGCAACCAUAUCUCUUUUUCUUCUUGUUUUUUGGAAGGAAUACCUUUAGAAAUGAGAGGUAAUAGUUUUCACCUAGUACAAGAGCCUUUAAAAGGAGGGGUCUAUUUUUCAAGAGUUAGAGCACACGCCUAUUUGCAUCCGUCUACACUCUUUUUCCAUUGUUUUUCUAUGUAAACAUGCACUAGAUAGACAUCUUUGACUGUUGCCAUUAACACAUUCAGUCUGGACCACCCCUUAUAGUUUGAAGAAAGCUUGAGGAAAAAUGGUAUUGGUUACAGGCAAGUAUCAGUUACUAGUGGUCCUUUUCACUGUGUCCGCUGUAAGUUGAAGCAUCAGGGAACAAGGCACAAUUUGUGCCUCAAUGUACUGUAUAAGCACUAUCCCCAAGUCUGGGAAUGUUUGGGGGGAUUAACACUCUCUCAAAUACAGCGGUUGAUUCAGUCUUUUUCUGCACGUACCAGUCUACACAUAUUUCAUUAUUCGUCUGCUGAUAUUCCACCCCCCCACCUGAAGUGAAUGCUGAAGUGUUUUUGGGAUUUCACUGUAGAUUCAAGUUGAUACACUGUAUCUUUUCUUUACAGUUUGAUCAUAAUUUAUUCAUAUUAUUAACUGAAAACAAACCAGAAACUGGAUUUUUAUUUUUUCUGGCACAAAUGUAUUCAGACAUAUAUUUGUGAGUUCUUUCUUUUAUCUACUCAGAUUUUAGAUAUGUUCCAAGUACAGCAAGGACCAAAACAGGAAGUAAAGGUACUAUAAAGCGUAAUAUCUGAUGGCCAUCCCAGCCCUGAUACAAACUGCAAUCUAAUAGGGUAAAGCUGAGAUUUCAUAUCAGUAGAAAUUAAUAUUUAAUAAUUAAAUACGCUAAAAGACCCUUUGAAACAUAUAGGAAGGUAUCUCUUUACCUAAGGUGCUUGACGUAAAUGUAAUGUGUUAUGUAAUCAUGUAAUCCUCUGGCAAGGUUGUGUUCAUUUAGAAGUUAGUUAAAUGGUCAGCAUAUGCAUUUGGCCCUUGAAUUACAAUUUCACUAACAAAUUAAUUAUGUUAAAUUAAUCACAUCUUACAUCCAUAAGGAAUUCAUAUAGGCACCUUGGUAGGAUACCAAUGUAUGUAAAUACUCUGCAUGAUAUAUAGUUCUGUGUUGUCGACCUUUUGACUACACAACAGGAACAUACAUUGUGCAACAAUGGUGUAUAUUUUGCAGAAACACAAUGACAUUAUAUGUGCAUAUACAAUUACGUUGUAGUAACACAAACUGUCCAUGUUUGAAGAUAUAUACACAAGUGCUAUACAAGUCUUUAUUUAUUUGGAAGCAAACGGAUUUGGGGGCACAUUUGUAAGUCUGAUUUUACACUUUGAGUGUUGUAAAGAAUAUUUGUAUGUAUCUGACUGUGUGAUGGCAAUAAUAAUGAACAAAGUAAUGUUGUCUCCUCAUUGACAUAAUAAUGCAGAAAAGAAUCUCUGAUCUUCAUUUAAAUUAGCCCAACUCAUUCAUAAUUAUUUAAAUGAUGUUCUUUGCUCGCUUUCAUUUUGUUUAAUAAAAGUCUCCAGCCUCAAA